ACUGCCGUCCUGCCUCCGCUCAGCUCAGCUCAGCUCAGCUCUGCUCAGCUCCUCAGAGUGAUUCACAGGGACAACUGCUGCUGCUGCUGCUGCUGCUCAUGGCUCUGACGGACAGAAGCGACGAGGACAUCAGCAAGCUGCUUGCUGAGUAUGGCAUCAAACAUGGACCCAUUGUUGAGUCUACUCGGAGGCUGUAUGAGAAGAAGCUGGAAAAGGCCAUGGAGAGCGCUCCAGUGAAAGCCUCGUCUGAUAAGACCUACUACAGAGAGGAAGAGGAGGAAAUUACCUACAUCACAUAUCAGAGUCCGGUUAGACAGGAGUCUUAUGGGGACAUGCUAAGGCAAAGAAGCAACAUGGAGCCAGGUGAAGAGGAGGAAUCAGACCAUGAUACAGAGCCCCCCAUCCAGGUCACUAACAGAACAGCCAAUCACAGCGCAGUAAAAUCCAGGGAGCCUGUCAGAAAGUCUGGAGGCAGCAUGUGGAAGAUGAUCCAGCUGCUGCUGCUGUUAGCUGUGUUAGCAGCUGUCCUCUACUACGCCUACUGCCAUGUGACUAAUGUAGACAAUCCCUCUGGGGAUUCAAUGAUCUGAAUGGUGGUUAGGAGGACAGUUUUUUUUAUUCCUGAUUCCAUUUAAGGCUUAUUUUGUGUAUUAAUGUUGUAAGCCUAGUGUUGUUUUCUUAUUCCAAUACACAGUUUGACCACAUUCCAGAAACUUUUAAAAGAUGUCCACAGACUAGAUUUCUUAGUGUCACCAGAUCUCUUGAAAUGACCAAACCCAGCCGAAAUCUAGUCUGACACUGUAUUCCUCUCUGCCAUGAAGCUCCAUUGUUGUCAAAAAACUAUUAAAAACACAUCAGUAAUCUA
Messenger RNA from Acanthopagrus latus (yellowfin seabream), 865 nucleotides. Its product is annotated as emerin homolog 1-like. Lineage: Eukaryota; Metazoa; Chordata; Actinopteri; Spariformes; Sparidae. The transcript has 7 exons. The coding region runs from base 99 to 590 and encodes 163 amino acids. The record is from RefSeq and is a predicted model, not a curated record.